Molecule: messenger RNA, 3009 nt
Organism: Glossina fuscipes
Lineage: Eukaryota; Metazoa; Arthropoda; Insecta; Diptera; Glossinidae
Gene: nAChRalpha6
Product: neuronal acetylcholine receptor subunit alpha-7
Exons: 13
Coding region: 1301-2857 (518 amino acids)
Biological process (GO): regulation of membrane potential; nervous system process; monoatomic ion transmembrane transport
Cellular component (GO): neuron projection; synapse; postsynaptic membrane
Molecular function (GO): transmembrane signaling receptor activity; acetylcholine-gated monoatomic cation-selective channel activity
Source: RefSeq, a predicted model, not a curated record
AAAAAUAAAUUCGGUGAAGUAGAAAAUAGAACAUUUUAUAAAUAUUUGAAAUAUAAAAUGAAAGAAAGAUUUUCACUAUUUCUACCGUUGUAAAGCUUGCAACCGAAACGGUGGCAGUUGCGCCAAAACAAAAAAAAGCACAAAAACAAAAAAAAGGAAAGCACACAGAGCGUUAAAGUGAUGUUGACAACUAUAUAAACAAGCGAAAUUUUUUUCGAAAGAGCAACAACAAUGACAACAAAUAUCUCGUAACAUAAAUAUAAUAAGAAUUUAAUAACAAACAAGUAUACAUUGCAUGAGUUUCGAUAUUUUUGCUUAAUUUUUUUUUUUUUUUUUUUUGUUUCUUUCCUUACAAAUAAAAAUCCCUUUUUGAUGUUCAGCCAAAACAAGCAAAUGACACGGAUUAGGUGAUGUACAAUAAAGCAAGCGAAAAUAAAUAAAUAAAUUUUUGUUUAUCAUCAUAAUUUGUUAAAAAAGAGAAAAAGGGAAAAAGUUACUAUUCCUACAUCAUCAAGAAGAAACAAAAAAAAAAAAAGAAACAUUUUUUUUUCGUUUUUCUUUAAGAACACACUACUCGCAAAAUACUAACUAAACUAAAGUCACGAAAAUUCAUAUUAAAAAUCCACAAUCUCUUGUGACUAUAAAUUGAAAAGAAUAACAACCAACAUCCAAGUAAAGUGCUGAACAGCAACAGUAACAGCAACAGCAGAGUAAUAAGUCAACAGUUGCCCCUAAGCUUUUGCACAGCACACUAUCAAUUUUCAACUUGAGCAAUAACAACGUCAACACUAUAUAUAGCAACAACAGUCAACAAUAGUCAGCAGUAAAAAAAGCAGGCGCAGGAUUAAACAAUAACACUGAAAGCAAAGGUUUUUAAAUCAUCUGGUAUAUAUAUAUAUAUAUAUACAUAUACAUAUACUAUAAAUUUAUAUAUAUAUAUAUAUAUAUAUAUAUUAAAUAUCAAACACACCCACAAUUUUAAUACUAACAUUACUAGUACCAUUGGUAUUGAAUGCAUAAUAUGUUUGUUAUGCUUUGCUUUGUGAUAUCGUUGUGUUGCCGUUGGUAUGUCUUUUCACGCUUUCAAUUGUGAAUUGAGAGAGAAAGCUGUUAAUCUUUGACCAUAAAUUUAAAGAUUUUCUUCUACACUUCCCAAACACAAAGCAAUUUGUUUUCUUGUGUUUGCAUGUGGGUGUGUAUGCGGAUGCAUUGAUUUAUAAAUAUAUACAUAUAUAUAUAUAUAUAUAUCAAGCUUGGAUUUUCUAACCACAACAACUAUACAAAACCACAAGCAUUGGUCAUGGACUCGCCGCUCGCACUUUUACUAUUGAUCUUCUUUGUGAUAAUUAAAGAAAGCUGCCAAGGACCACACGAAAAACGUUUACUUAACCACCUUUUAUCCACCUAUAAUACACUAGAGAGACCAGUAGCUAAUGAAUCAGAACCUUUAGAAGUUAAAUUCGGACUGACUUUGCAACAAAUUAUCGAUGUGGAUGAAAAGAAUCAGAUCUUGACCACGAAUGCGUGGUUAAAUUUGGAAUGGAACGAUUACAAUUUACAAUGGAAUGAUUCCGAAUAUGGUGGUGUCAAGGAUUUGCGUAUAACACCAAAUAAAUUAUGGAAACCCGAUGUGCUUAUGUACAAUAGCGCGGAUGAGGGAUUCGAUGGCACGUAUCACACCAACAUUGUGGUCAAGCAUAACGGCAGUUGUCUGUACGUGCCCCCUGGUAUCUUCAAAAGCACAUGCAAGAUAGACAUCACGUGGUUCCCAUUCGAUGACCAACACUGCGAAAUGAAAUUCGGUAGUUGGACGUACGAUGGAAAUCAGUUGGAUUUGGUUUUGAAUUCCGAAGAUGGAGGGGAUCUUUCCGAUUUUAUCACAAACGGCGAGUGGUAUUUACUUGCAAUGCCCGGCCAAAAGAAUACCAUCACGUAUGCCUGCUGUCCAGAACCAUAUGUGGAUGUAACAUUUACAAUACAAAUCCGUAGACGUACGCUGUAUUAUUUUUUUAAUUUAAUUGUACCAUGUGUGCUGAUAUCAUCGAUGGCUUUACUAGGAUUUACAUUACCGCCCGAUUCGGGUGAAAAAUUAACAUUAGGCGUUACUAUACUUCUAUCCCUAACAGUUUUCCUAAAUCUCGUUGCUGAGUCAAUGCCGACAACGUCGGAUGCUGUUCCUCUUAUAGGAGUUACAAUUCUUCUAUCGCUCACAGUGUUUCUCAACCUUGUAGCUGAGACAUUGCCCCAAGUAUCUGAUGCAAUCCCCUUGUUAGGUACCUAUUUCAAUUGCAUUAUGUUUAUGGUGGCCUCAUCGGUAGUGCUAACAGUAGUGGUAUUAAAUUAUCACCAUCGUACCGCGGACAUACAUGAAAUGCCACCAUGGAUAAAAUCAGUUUUUCUGCAAUGGCUGCCAUGGAUUUUACGUAUGGGCCGUCCCGGGCGUAAAAUCACUAGAAAAACAAUACUUUUAAGCAACCGAAUGAAAGAAUUGGAAUUGAAAGAACGCUCUUCCAAAUCCUUACUGGCCAAUGUUUUAGAUAUCGAUGACGAUUUUCGACAUACAAUAUCGGGAUCACAAACGGCCAUAGGCUCCUCGGCGAGCUUUGGUCGUCCGACAACAGUAGAAGAACAUCAUAAUACGAUCGGUUUUAAUCAUAAGGAUUUACAUUUAAUUCUUAAAGAAUUACAAUUUAUAACGGCGCGCAUGCGCAAAGCCGACGACGAGGCGGAAUUAAUAAGCGAUUGGAAAUUCGCCGCCAUGGUUGUGGAUAGAUUUUGUCUUAUCAUCUUUACGCUAUUUACAAUAAUUGCUACAGUAACAGUUUUACUGUCGGCACCCCAUAUAAUAGUGCAAUAAAAUUAACUUUACAACCACUACAGCAACAACACUAAAUACUGCAGAUUAUCUAUAAGUUAUAGGUUUUUCCAAAUUAGAAAGUUAUUAAAAAGAAAACUUAAAAAUAAAUCCAACUGAAUUUACUAUAUAUUAUAGUAGCAGAAAUGAAAAUG